This is a messenger RNA of Puntigrus tetrazona (Sumatra barb), 5718 nucleotides long. It is a transcript of the gene tnpo1, whose product is annotated as transportin 1. Lineage: Eukaryota; Metazoa; Chordata; Actinopteri; Cypriniformes; Cyprinidae. The record is from RefSeq and is a predicted model, not a curated record. The transcript is spliced from 24 exons. Gene Ontology annotation, cellular component: cytoplasm; nucleus. Gene Ontology annotation, molecular function: nuclear import signal receptor activity; small GTPase binding. Gene Ontology annotation, biological process: protein import into nucleus. The coding region runs from base 407 to 3082 and encodes 891 amino acids.
GCCGCCGCUAGCCGGGCUCGAAGCCAGCGCUCUUUGGGGUCACAUGUAGGGUUUCCCUGCCAAAUCCCUCCAUCCCGCCGGCGACCGGGCAGGCGCUAGGACCGGCGGGCGGCGCGGCGCGGAGGCUUAUCGCCGUCUAUGUGCGGUGAUCCGGACCAGACCGAGUCCAUGUAUGUAAGCUAGCCUAGCGUCACCAGCGACACGACGCCCGCGAAACACGCUCGCUUUCGCACGGGUCUGUUCACGGUAAACCCCCGCACGGGCGUCUCCCCGAUCUUUCGCUCGAUAACAGCCGGUCUUGAAGCUGAAGGUCAAGGUGGAGGCCGUUAUUUGAUGUGAAAGGGUGUAGAUCUGUGCGCCUACGGAGAGAGAGAGAGAGAGAGAGAGAGAGCUCCAGCCACACAAGAUGGAGUGCCAGUGGAAACCCGACGAGCAGGGACUUCAGCAGAUCUUACAGCUGCUCAAGGAAUCGCAGUCCCCCGACACAUCCACGCAAAGAUCCGUCCAACAAAAACUCGAGCAGCUCAAUCAAUACCCGGACUUCAACAACUACCUGAUAUUUGUGCUCACAAAGCUGAAGACAGAAGACGAGCCCACUCGGUCUCUCAGCGGUCUCAUUUUGAAGAACAACGUUAAGGCCCAUUACCAGAACUUCCCAAACGGUGUGUCUGACUUCAUCAAAAAUGAGUGCCUGCAAAACAUCGGAGACUCCUCGCCGCUCAUUAGAGCCACAGUGGGUAUUCUGAUCACAACUAUAGCCUCUAAAGGGGAGUUACAGAACUGGCCGGAGCUUCUACCUAAACUCUGUUUACUGCUGGACUCAGAGGACUAUAACACUUGUGAAGGGGCUUUUGGAGCUCUGCAGAAGAUCUGCGAGGACUCUGCUGAGAUCCUGGACAGCGACAUGCUGGACCGACCGCUCAACGUGAUGAUCCCCAAGUUUCUGCAGUUCUUCAAGCACAGUAGCCCCAAGAUCAGGUCUCAUGCCAUUGCCUGUGUGAACCAGUUCAUCAUCAGCAGAACACAGGCCCUGAUGUUGCACAUAGACCCUUUCAUCGAGAACCUGUUCGCACUGGCAGGUGAUGAGGAGCCCGAAGUGAGGAAGAAUGUGUGCAGAGCUUUAGUCAUGCUCUUGGAAGUCAGAUUGGACCGUCUCCUUCCUCACAUGCACAACAUCAUCGAGUACAUGCUGCAGAGGACACAAGAUCAGGAUGAAAAUGUCGCUCUGGAGGCCUGUGAAUUUUGGCUCACGCUCGCCGAGCAGCCUGUGUGUAAAGAGGUUCUGUGCGGACACCUGCCUAAAUUAACACCAGUUCUUGUGAAUGGAAUGAAGUACUCUGACAUUGACAUAAUCUUGUUGAAGGGUGAUGUCGAAGAGGACGAAGCAAUCCCGGACAACGAGCAGGACAUUCGCCCCAGGUUUCAUCGCUCACGCACUGUGGCCCAACAACACGAGGGGGGAGACUCCAUCGAGGAAGAGGAGGAUGACGAAGAUGAUUUGGAUGAUGACGAAACCAUCUCCGAUUGGAACUUGAGGAAAUGUUCUGCUGCUGCGCUAGACGUCCUGGCGAAUGUUUUCAGAGACGAUUUGCUGCUGCAUAUUCUCCCUUUAUUGAAAGAACUACUGUUUCAUCCAGAGUGGCUUAUUAAAGAGUCUGGCAUACUCGUACUGGGAGCCAUCGCUGAAGGCUGUAUGCAGGGAAUGAUCCCUUACUUGCCAGAAUUGAUUCCUCAUUUGGUACAGUGUCUGUCUGACAAGAAGGCGCUGGUUCGAUCCAUCACUUGCUGGACUCUAAGCCGCUACGCACACUGGGUUGUUAGCCAGCCCCCCGACAUCUACCUCAAACCGCUCAUGACUGAACUGCUCAAACGGAUACUUGACAGCAACAAGCGUGUCCAAGAGGCCGCCUGCAGUGCCUUUGCUACCCUGGAAGAGGAGGCUUGCACUGAGCUGGUGCCGUACCUCGCUUAUAUUUUGGACACGUUGGUUUUUGCUUUCGGUAAAUACCAGCACAAGAACCUUCUCAUCCUCUAUGACGCCAUUGGGACUCUGGCUGACUCUGUGGGUCACCAUCUCAACAAACCGGAAUAUAUUCAGAUGCUGAUGCCUCCAUUGAUUCAAAAAUGGAACCAGCUAAAGGAUGAAGAUAAAGAUCUUUUUCCUUUGCUUGAGUGUCUCUCGUCUGUGGCCACUGCCCUGCAGAGCGGCUUCCUGCCAUACUGUGAACCUGUCUACCAGCGCUGUGUCAACCUGGUCCAGAAAACACUCGCUCAGGCCGUGCUCCACCAGACUCAGCCUGAGUUUUACGAAGCUCCUGAUAAAGAUUUCAUGAUCGUGGCUCUGGAUCUGCUCAGCGGGUUAGCAGAGGGUCUUGGAGGGAACAUCGAACAGCUAGUUGCCCGUAGCAACAUUCUCACUCUCAUGUACCAGUGCAUGCAGGAUAAGAUGCCAGAGGUUCGGCAGAGUUCUUUCGCUCUGUUGGGAGAUCUGACCAAAGCCUGCUUCCAGCAUGUCAAACCUUGCAUCGCUAACUUCAUGCCUAUCCUAGGCACAAACCUGAAUCCGGAGUUGAUAUCAGUCUGCAACAAUGCGACAUGGGCCAUUGGAGAAAUAUCCAUUCAAAUGGGUUCUGAGAUGCAGCCGUACGUCCCGAUGGUUUUACAGCAGCUCGUGGAGAUCAUAAACAGACCCAACACACCCAAGACGCUGCUGGAGAAUACAGCAAUAACAAUUGGUCGUCUUGGUUACGUUUGUCCUCAAGAGGUGGCACCCAUGCUACAGCAGUUUAUAAGACCCUGGUGCACCUCUCUUCGCAAUAUAAGAGACAAUGAAGAGAAAGACUCUGCGUUCAGAGGAAUCUGCACCAUGAUCACGGUCAACCCUGGUGGCGUGGUGCAGGACUUUAUAUUUUUCUGUGACGCUGUAGCAUCCUGGAUGAACCCAAAAGACGAUCUUCGAGAAAUGUUCUAUAAGAUAUUGCAUGGGUUUAAGAACCAGGUUGGAGACGAGAAUUGGAGACGCUUUUCUGACCAGUUUCCUCUUCCACUCAAAGAAAGACUUGCAGCCUUCUAUGGGGUGUAGAUGUUACCUGAUUGAAGAGCUUAUUCACUUCGGGAGAGGACGGGAACCUCUGAUACCCAGGGCAUACGUUGCCCUUUACCUGGGGGGAAGGGUGGUCUAGCAGGGGUGGGAGCCAUACGGCCCGCCGGCCCCCUGCAGACGGGGUGGGAGGGAAGUGUUAGCUGAGGCGCUAGUCGACGACACCUCGCCAAGCCAAACCAAAAUAGGGAAGAAAGCUUUUUCAUCAUGUCAUAACAAUCAGCCGUGAGGGCAAAAAACUAAAUACGUUAGCGCUCAUUCACCAGGGCACUUAAUGUAACGGGACAUCCAGGGGUUAAAAAAAACGAAGAUACGCGUAAACUCUGUAGUGUUGCACUCCUGAAUUCACGGGAAAGUGCAUGGAGAAAGCUUCUUAAAAAAAACCCCAUUUAUUUCUUUUCUGGACCGUACCGUUUAGAGGGGUGGGUGUGACAUAAAUCUCAACCUGGACGCAAAGCGCAAGUCCUAUGCAUGGGGUGAUGUAGGGUAUAGCUCGACCGCAUGAGAGUGUGCAGACCGUGUUUCGUGCGCCAGCUACGCACAGCAGUAGACGGCAAACGUUUAAAGACAGUAAAUGCUAAAAACGUACCGUAUUUUAGGGGCUCCGUCUAAAACGGUAACGCAGCGUAACUCUAGAAAUGUAAGUCCUCUCAUAUCAUCGAUAGUGAAGGGUUUUGAAGGAGUAAAACUCUCAAUCAUUUUAUUUUUUACUUUAUAUAUAUAUAUAUAUAUAUAUAUAUAUAUAUAUAUAUAUAAAUAUAUAUAAUUCAUCAUGGUAAAUUAAGUUAGCAUGCACAAAGUGAGAGGGAACACGGCAAGGAUGUCUGAAACUGUUGCUCCGUACGAGGCUUUAUCGUUCCUCACUUCCUGAUCGACAUGGAUCCAAACGAGUGAACCCUAAACACACAUUUUGUUCGAUUUUUGAGACGCCGGCGAUUUCUUUCUUUCUUUUUUUGCUUCGUUUGCUCAGAGCAUGAUUUUUUUGAAGAUGCUUGUGAUAUCUCUUUUGACCGAUCGGGUUAAUCUGGAUGUUUAGUCGUUUGAUUUUUGUGCAUGUCGGUGGCCCAGUGAGCGAUCCGUUUCUCUAGCACCCCUCACACAGACUAGUUUCAACAACGCGUUUUUCUUCCACACAUACACGACGGGUGACGCGUUUUCCAUCCACGUAUUGCUUUUGUGACUUUAGUUUCGUUACCCCCGCAUGAAGUUUUUAAAAAGAAACGCCCCAUGUUGUGUCGUGUAUGAUCCUGGACAGUUCAGUGCUCGUGGAGGCAGUGUUUGUGUCCCCUCGUGUGAAUAUUAGCGAGCCUUAAAAUGCCCGAACGUAUCCCAGGGUGCGAGGAUGUCGGUAUCAAACACGACGAUGUUCGCACUCGCCUGGAAGCCAACGGUUCUUUCGAGUCCCGAGUUCCGGAUUCGAACCCGAAGCCGCCGAGAGGUCAAAGCCGCGGGAUAUUGUCAGGUGUUUGUGAGUCCGUGUUGUGCUGGUGUAUUUCUGCAAUGUCUUCUUAUUUUCUCGGGUUCGUCUGUCACAUUCCAGCUGUUUUACAUUUAAGAGAAGUCAGAUUUUUUUAUUCGAUUUUUUUUUUUUCUGACUGGGAAAAAAACCCCGAAAAGAACAAAGAGACGAGAUGUAGGCAGAUAUUAUGAAUGUUAAGUGUGUCGUCUUACACUUAUGAAUGCUGCUAUGUGUUGUAAUUUUCUACUUGAAUAUUUUACGUUGUAGAGACCUCAGGAGGUAUGUUUACUGUUGUGUUUUUUUUUGUUUGUUUGUUUUUAUUUAUUAUUUUUUUUUUAUGUAUGCCUUUCCCUGCUGUUCAGGCUCCCGUGUUUCAUAAUAAUAGAGCAAUUAACUGUAAUCCAUUCAGCUGCUGGUAAAUAUCCUUUCUAACAGGCAUAUUUUUGUCAAUAUGUCUCCUUGUAAAAGAAUGUAAAAAAAUUUUUUUUGUAAUUUAGAGGAGAUAUCCGAUAGUAGACACUCAAUAGGAUACUUCACGUAGGGAUAACAUGGAAGUAACUGGCCCUUCAUGUAUGUGAACAUUCAUUAUUUAUGAGAUAUAAAUGCAGUGUAUAUACUGUAACGCCUUGAAGUUAAACUUGAGUUGUUGUUUUUUUUGAGGGGGUCGGGGGAAUGAAUAAGGCCACGAAACUCGGAGAUUGCACAGUAAUGAAUCUAAUGGUUUUACCUUUUUAACGAUUUUAAUUUUUCGGCUCGUUUUCUUUUUUGUGAAGUACAAAAUGUAAAAAAAAAAAAAAAAAUGCAAGUGUUUUGUCCCCGCCCCAGACCGCUUGUAUAGUUAUAUAUGUGUGGAAAUGAAGAAAAUGUAAUAACGAAGUCAAACUUUGCUCAAAAGCUCCCUUUUCUGGUCCGAGAGCGAUUUAAUUUAUAGCGAUUUUUCUUUUUUUCGACUUUUUAUUUUAUAACCUGAUUUUGAACGAAAGAUUAAAAUACAGAAAGUGAUCAUUUUUAGGGGCCACCAGAUAUUUUGGAUCAUGCAAAGAAUAUAUAUUGUACUGUAGAAAUUUUGUAAUGAUAUUUGUAUGACAUUGUUAUGGACGUGAGUUUGUUUCACUGCUUGGAUCUGUGCAUUGGUAAGAAUAAACACUUUUCAAAAAUC